AUGGGCCUCACUAUUCCCUCAUCGCUUCGCGGCGCCACAGCCGUGCUCCUAGCACUGGCCGUUGCAGGGGUCUCUGGCGACUGCAGCCCCAGUGCAUCGUCUUUUGACUUCAUCAUCGUUGGUGGUGGCACUGCUGGCCUGGCAUUGGCCACGAGACUAAGUCAAGGACUGCCAGAUGAUUGUAUCCUCGUGGUCGAAGCUGGUUCGCCCGCUCCGAAUGAGCUUGGCAUUAAUGUGCCAGGAAAGAAGGGGAGCACUCUUGGAUCGAGAUACGACUGGAACUUCACAACCACGCCUCAGCCGGGCUUGAACAGUCGGCGCAUCUCUGCGAACCGGGGCAAGGUGCUGGGUGGAACCUCCGCGCUGAACCUCAUGACAUGGGACCGAGGCAGCGUGCCCGACUACGAUGCAUGGGAAGCCCUGGGAAACCCAGGUUGGAACUGGGAGAACUUCAUAUCCGCAAUGCUGAAAGUCGAAACCUUUGACCGCACAAACAACAAGUACGGAGAGGAAGGCGUGGGCACUGAUGGGCCUAUCCAAACCCUCAUCAACCGCUUCGUGCCUCCUCAGCAACAAGGUUUCAUUCCAGCCCUGGAGAGUCUGGGUGUGCAGAACAACCUCAACUCACUUGGCGGCGAUCCCCUUGGUGUCAUGCUCCAGCCCGGUAACAUCCGGGAGUCAAACUACACGAGGUCCUAUGCUGUCGACUACCUUUCUCUCGCGGGCCCGAACCUGGUUGUUUGGAAUGAUACGACAGUAUCUAAUAUUGUGCUGAGCAAGAGCAAUCAGUCUGAGUCACUGGUCGCCACCGGCAUCAACAUUGGCGGCAACGUUGUGGAAGCUGUGAAAGAGGUAAUCUUGUCGACCGGUGCUUUCCAGACGCCAACCUUGUUGGAGUUGUCCGGCAUCGGUGACUCCUCAGUGCUCGCGGCAGCUGGCAUCGAUACCCUGCUUGAGCUCCCCGGAGUAGGAUCGAACCUGCAAGACCAUGUUCGCAUCCAGAACUCAUACCGAUUGAAGCCAAACUACACGAUCUCGUUUGAUGAGCUUCGGACCAAUGCGACGUACGCUGCACAGCAACUGGCUUUGUGGGAAGAGAACCAGUAUUCGGCGUACGACUACACUGGGAGCGGCUACGCCUACCUGACCUGGGCGCAAGCACUCGGAAAUGCUUCCUCAGAGCUUGUCAAUCUUGCCAGACAAGUGGCAGACCCAACCAGCAAGAUCGACCAACACAAGCUGGCAUACCUCACAACCGAUUUAAGCGCGCAGGCCCCUGAGGUCGAGUUUAUCUUCUCGGAUGGGUACACAGGAGUGAAGGGCGCACCACCAGCCGGCUCCGUCGACUUUGAUUCGCACUUCUUUACGCUCAUAGCUGUCAUACAGCAUCCCUUCUCAAAGGGCAGCGUACACAUCAACGCCUCCGACCCAACUGGCAAGCCUAUAAUUAAUCCCAACUACGUGUCUAACCCAUACGAUCUCCAGGCCAUCGUGGAAGCCACCAAAUUUAGCCGCAGAAUCGCUCAGAGCGCUGGGUUGAGCGAGGCCUGGUCGGAUGAAUACGAGCCCGGGUUUGACGUGACGACGAGUGAGACUGCAUGGGAGCAGUUCGCGAGGAACACAACGCUGAGCAUUUAUCACCCUCUCGGCACAUGUGCCAUGCUGCCAAGGGGUGACGGCGGUGUGGUCUCGCCAGAUCUGGUGGUCUAUGGCACUUCAAACCUGCGCGUCGUGGACGCCUCGGUUAUUCCUAUCCAGCCGUCAGGUCACAUCCAGACCAUGGUCUACGGUGUGGCAGAGCUGGCUGCAGCUAGGAUUGUUGACCAGCACUCCGAAAGCCGAGCAGGCUCUUGA
Messenger RNA from Diaporthe citri, 1854 nucleotides. RefSeq lists its product as uncharacterized. The record is from RefSeq and is a predicted model, not a curated record. Gene Ontology annotation, molecular function: flavin adenine dinucleotide binding; oxidoreductase activity, acting on CH-OH group of donors. Gene Ontology annotation, biological process: secondary metabolite biosynthetic process. The transcript is spliced from 2 exons. NCBI's taxonomy places the organism in Eukaryota, Fungi, Ascomycota, Sordariomycetes, Diaporthales, Diaporthaceae. The coding region runs from base 1 to 1854 and encodes 617 amino acids.